CAAGAUGUAUACCUUCCAAGUGGAGAGAGCAUAGGAUAUUUUAGAAUGUGCUGUCGAGCAUCAUGCACAUCAGUCACUUAUUUUCGAUGACCAUAAAUAAUGGGAUGAUGGGCUACCAUUGAAACACUCACAAGCCCCUUCACACAUCAUCUGGCUAGAAUUUCAUCUCUCUCUGGGAAAGCCAAAUAGAGAGAAAGAUGGUGAAGUUCUCUAAGCAGUUUGAGGGUCAGCUUGUUCCUGAAUGGAAAGAGGCCUUUGUUGAUUAUUGGCAACUCAAGAAGGACAUCAAGAAAAUCCAUCUUCUUAGCACCGCCACUAACAACAUUCCCACCGCCCAUCAACAGUACUCUUUGCCCAAAACCCUCUUCUCCUCUAUAAGGAGGUUCUCUUUAUUUGGCCAUGAACGUAAAGACCAUGGGGUCAUUCAAGUUCACAAGAAACUCGCAUCAUCGGCUAGUAAAGGGGACCUUUAUGAGACUGAAUUGCUUGAGCAAAUUGCGGAUACUGAUGCUGCAAAUGAGUUUUUUGCAUGUUUGGACAUGCAACUUAACAAAGUGAAUCAGUUUUACAGAACAAAGGAGAAGGAGUUCCUCGAGAGGGGGGAGUCCUUGAAGGAGCAGAUGGAGAUUCUCAUUGAGCUCAAAUCUGCACUGAAGCGACAGCGUAACAAAGGAUCCACUGCCCAGGACCCGAAGGAGGAUGCCUCUAUUUCCUGCACUAUUUCAUGUGAGGAAGAGUCCAUUAAGGACAAAACAGAGCAAGAGCCAGCCCAAGACAACACUGCGGAUGAGUUUGAGAGCAAUGAUGUGCAAUUCUCAGACUCCCUAAAGUCGGAUGAGAUGGGGAAAUCAAUGAGAAUGAAAAGAGAGGAUGGGAAACUGAGGACUCUCUCUGGCCGUGUUUUCAAUUGCCAGGGGAAGAACUUAAGGAUCAACAUUCCCCUGACAACACCUUCUCGUACCUUAUCAGCAAUCAGUUACUUAGUUUGGGGAGAUUUGGUGAAUCAGUCCUCAAGGAAAUGUGGUCCAGAAGGAAGAAAACUAAACAUCAACAAAACAAAGCUUCAUCAUGCAGAGAAGAUGAUUAAAGGAGCUUUCAUUGAGCUUUACAAAGGGUUGGGUUAUCUAAAAACCUACAGGAACUUGAACAUGCUAGCUUUUGUAAAGAUCUUGAAGAAGUUUGACAAGGUCACAGGAAAACAAGUUCUUCCCAUUUAUCUAAAAGUAGUUGAAAGCUCCUAUUUCAACAGCUCAGACAAGGUAAUGAAGUUAGAGGAUGAGGUUGAGGAGCUCUUUACCAAACACUUUGCUGAGGAAGAUAAAAGAAAGACCAUGAAAUACCUCAAACCCCAUCAGAGGAAGGAAUCACACACAGUAACCUUCUUCAUAGGGCUAUUCACCGGAUGCUUCAUUGCCCUGUUUGCUGGAUAUGUCAUCAUGGCUCAUAUUUCGGGGAUGUACAGAGGGCAGUCAGAUACCAUCUACAUGGAGACUGUCUACCCUGUGCUUAGCAUGUUCAGCCUACUGUUUCUACACUUCUUUUUGUAUGGUUGCAACAUUGUCAUGUGGAGAAAGGCUCGUAUAAAUUAUAGCUUCAUCUUUGAGCUGGCUCCCACCAAGGAGCUUAAAUACAGAGAUGUCUUUUUGAUCUGUACUACGUCAAUGACUGCUGUGGUGGGGAUUAUGUUUGUUCACUUAUCACUUGUGGCAAAAGGGUAUUCAUAUAGCCGAGUUCAAGCCAUCCCCGGUCUGCUGUGCCUGCUAUUCUUGCUACUACUUGUGUGCCCCUUCAACAUCAUAUAUAAAUCAAGCCGUUAUCGUUUCCUUCGGGUGAUAAGGAAUACCAUUUUGUCCCCUCUCUACAAGGUUGUCAUGCUGGAUUUCUUCAUGGCUGACCAACUCUGUAGUCAGGUGCCGAUGCUGAGGAACCUUGAGUAUGUGGCUUGUUACUAUAUAACAGGAAGCUUCAAAACUCAGGACUAUGGGUUCUGCAUGAGGACCAAGCACUACAGAGAUCUUGCUUAUGCUGUUUCCUUCUUGCCUUACUACUGGAGAGCUAUGCAGUGUGCCAGGCGAUGGUUUGAUGAAGGACAGACGACCCAUCUGGUUAAUCUGGGCAAAUAUGUAUCGGCGAUGUUAGCAGCAGGAGCCAAAGUGGCCUAUGAGAAGGAGAGGAGUGUUGGAUGGCUUUGCCUUGUUGUGGUCAUGUCAAGUGCAGCAACAGUGUAUCAAUUGUAUUGGGACUAUGUAAGAGAUUGGGGUUUGCUCCAGUUCCAUUCCAAGAACCCCUGGCUAAGAAAUGAAUUAAUGCUUCGCCGAAAAAUCAUUUACUACUUCUCCAUGGGACUGAACCUUGUUCUCAGGCUUGCUUGGUUGCAAACUGUUCUCCAUUCCAACUUUGAAGGUGUCGAUUACAGAGUAACCACGCUAUUUUUAGCUGCCCUUGAAGUCAUUAGAAGAGGACAGUGGAAUUUCUACAGGUUGGAGAAUGAGCAUCUAAAUAAUGCAGGCAAGUUCAGAGCUGUUAAAACAGUGCCACUUCCUUUUCAUGAAGUGGAUGAUGAAGACUGAUGCCCAUUGGCAACAGUUGCUCAAGGAAUAGAUUUGGAAUGUCACAGAUGUUCUUUACUUCUUUGGCCAUAUGGUUCAGAAAGGAACCUUAUUGUCCUUAUACAAGUUGAUGUGACAAGAUGUCAUCUCCCUCUCUAUUAUUCAGUCUUGAGGUCUGGGAAAUGGCUUAUACUUGUAUACAAAAUCUUCAUCAAUUGAAUGACAGUGAAAUAAAGUGCCCUUGUGUUAA
Messenger RNA from Vitis riparia (riverbank grape), 2799 nucleotides. RefSeq names its product phosphate transporter PHO1 homolog 1. Gene Ontology annotation, cellular component: trans-Golgi network; Golgi apparatus; plasma membrane. Bases 198 to 2570 code for a protein of 790 amino acids. NCBI's taxonomy places the organism in Eukaryota, Viridiplantae, Streptophyta, Magnoliopsida, Vitales, Vitaceae. Gene Ontology annotation, molecular function: inositol hexakisphosphate binding. Gene Ontology annotation, biological process: cellular response to phosphate starvation; phosphate ion transport. The record is from RefSeq and is a predicted model, not a curated record. The transcript has 14 exons.